Molecule: messenger RNA, 1014 nt
Organism: Calliphora vicina (urban bluebottle blowfly)
Lineage: Eukaryota; Metazoa; Arthropoda; Insecta; Diptera; Calliphoridae
Gene: hkb
Product: huckebein
Exons: 1
Coding region: 1-999 (332 amino acids)
Biological process (GO): regulation of transcription by RNA polymerase II
Molecular function (GO): RNA polymerase II cis-regulatory region sequence-specific DNA binding; DNA-binding transcription factor activity, RNA polymerase II-specific
Source: RefSeq, a predicted model, not a curated record
AUGUCUACCUUAAACAUGCAUCCACCACAAACCUACUCCAGACUAUUCCGUCCUUGGGAUUGUAAUAGCAGUGCAUCAUCAUCGCCCAUCAAUCAAACCGUGACCAAUGAACAACAUCAAGUCGCCAUACCUUUGGUGAAAUCUGAAUAUAGUUCUUCCAGCGAGGAUAUGUCUGCAUCAUCCACUUCUAUGGUGAAAACCGAAAAUUGCUCUUUCAGUGGCAAUGAAAGUGAUCGUGAAUGUGCUUCCUCCAGCAGUUCUUCCUCAAAAUCAUGCAGCUAUGAGGAUAGUUUCAGCAACAGCAUGCAAAUGGAUUCAACUACAUCUACAUCACCCACCAUGACCAAUGCCUUGGUACAUCCUGUUCCCUAUACGAACUCUCAUUUAUAUGGAUCUUUGGACAGUCAUGCUAACCAUUUGGCAGCACAUCAUCAACAUCCUGCUCAUGCCAGCGCCAUGACUCACAUGAUGCCACCUAUGCCUGCUGCCUCGGCUAGUGAUUUUUAUUAUGCUGCCGCCGCUGCUGCAGCAGCCAAUGGAUUACCACCAGUGCCUACAACCAGUGCCGCCGCUGCUUACGCUUUGGAUCCCUAUGCCUUGAGUUUAAUGGAACAGGAAUAUGCUCGUGUUAUGGCCGAAGAUGCCCAUCUCAAGGCCGUCAAUGCUCGCAAGCAAAGACCCAAGAAAUUCAAGUGUCCCCACUGUGAUGUGGCCUUCUCUAACAAUGGUCAACUCAAGGGCCAUAUCCGCAUUCACACCGGCGAAAGACCCUUCAAGUGUGAUGUUGAAACUUGCGGCAAGACUUUUACACGCAACGAAGAAUUAACCCGCCACAAGCGCAUACAUACCGGCUUGAGACCCUAUCCCUGCACCGCCUGCGGCAAGAAGUUCGGCCGUCGUGAUCACCUCAAGAAACACAUGAAGACCCACAUGCCCCAGGAGAGACAAUUGGGACCAGCCAUCUUUGUGCCCAUGUAUCCUUAUCUUUAUGGUUACUAAAUAUGGCAACUUCCA